Styela clava is the source of this 2668-nucleotide messenger RNA. RefSeq names its product coadhesin-like. NCBI's taxonomy places the organism in Eukaryota, Metazoa, Chordata, Ascidiacea, Stolidobranchia, Styelidae. The record is from RefSeq and is a predicted model, not a curated record.
AAAUUUAUCUUUUUCAGUUUAAUUUGUGUUCCGUUUCAUCGGAAUCGUAUAUUUGCAUCAUGUUAAAACUUGUUGGGAUAUUUCUUACCAUUAUUAUUGGAGUCCACACACAGCAGGAUCUGGAGUCAAUACUUACGGUACUUUACAACGGAGUCAAUGAAAAAGAUUCGACGGGACAACAGACUUCUCCUGUACAAUUGUCAACAAACAACCCCGCACCAAUAUCUAACUCAAGAGAUUUUCCAGUUACCCAAGACCCAAGGUAUGAGUGGGGAAUGUGGGGGCAAUUCUCUUCUUGUUCCGUUACUUGUGGCGUAGGAGAACGAAGAAGGCAGCGUGCCUGCUAUUUCUACCCAGAAAGACGGACAACAAGAGAGCAGAACAACUUUCCUGGUGCUCUUUUGCCUCUACUGCUUGGUAGUAAUUCACGCAGCAGCAGCAGUCUUCUUGCCCUUAGUUUGCUCGGAAAUCGCGGUGGAAAUGGAGGUUCAAUUUUACCUAACAUUCGAAACGGUGCUAUUGAGCGUCAGGGUGAUGCAAUUCUCAGUAACAGACCCAUGAUGUCGAGCAUUUCUACAAAUCCAGCUACAAUAUCAACUAGAACUCCUUGUCCUGGUUCCAUUCUGAAUGUCGGGGUGUGUUAUCAACCGGACUGUCCGGAUCUACCUACUCUACAACAACCAUGUUUAAGCAAUUGGGUAGAAUUUGGAAAGUGCUCAGCGAGUUGUGGAAGUGGGAUUCAGUUUCGAACGAGAGUAUGCAACUGUUUGGAUUUGGCUAGAAAUCCAUCUUGCAUUGAACCACUUACUGAAUCCAGAAUUUGCAACAACAAUGUGGAAUGUGUUGAGGAAGGAAGAUGGGGUGACUGGGGUCCAUUUAGUGCGUGCUCAACUACUUGCGGUCCAGGAACAAAAACUCGAUUUCGAAUAUGCAGCAGAGUUGGGAAAUGCGUUGGCAAUACUGUUUUAACCGAAACAUGUGAAAUAGCACCGUGUGCCACAUCAGCUUCAGGUGCUAGUUGGGGAACAUGGGGGCCAUUUGGUGCAUGCACCACGACAUGCGGUUCUGGUUCUAGAACUCGAUAUAAAAUUUGUGUUGGACCUGGAACAUGUGAGGGAUCAAUGAUGGAAUCGACACCAUGCCGAAACAAUGCUUGUCUAACAAUUCCGUCAGGUGGUAGUUGGGGAACAUGGGGGCCAUUUGGUGCAUGCACCACGACAUGCGGUUCUGGUUCUAGAACUCGAUAUAAAAUUUGUGUUGGACCUGGAACAUGUGAGGGAUCAAUGAUGGAAUCGACACCAUGCCGAAACAAUGCUUGUCCAACAAUUCCGUCAGUAGGUGAAUGGGGUGACUGGGGACCUUACAGUACGUGCACGAGUACAUGUGAAACUGGAAUAAAAACCCGUGUACGUGUUUGCAUGGGAACUGGUGAAUGCAGAGGACCAAAUAUGGAAACCAUCUCUUGUCGGAAUAAACCUUGCUUACCAGAUUCUGUAGGUGUCUGGAGUUCAUUCGGACCUUGGGGAGAAUGCAAAUUAGACACAACUUUGAACCAGUGCUACCAACAAAGAUUUCGUUCUUGUAUUCGUGAAAGGUGCCCAGGCCCUCGCUCUGAACUACGUGCCUGUACCAAUGGCCAAUGCGAAAUGAUGACGACCACAGCAACUACAAUCACAACCAGAGCCAACCAAGCAGCGUGCGAUGCCAGUUUUCCAGAAAAGAGAAGGGAUUGUGGAUAUGCUGGAAUAUCAAGAGAGGAAUGUUGGCAAAAAGGUUGCUGCUUUAGUGAUGUAAUCUAUGACGUGAACUGGUGCUUCUACGACGAUUUUAGCGGAAAUAUGGAAUAUGAAGAGACCAAAAACGAAACCUAAAAUGAUUGUGCAGCACGUUUCAAACAAUGUACGACUAUAAAAAUAAAUCAACAUACCCUCCUUCGAAGUUCUACUAAACGAAGUCGCUUUCUCAUCUGCUGCAUAUAUAUAUUUAUAUAUAUAAUCAAAACAUGUGUAAAAUACUUUUUUUAAAUAUUUAUUUGAACUAGUAGUGAAAUAUGGUCAACAACACUUGAGGUUCGUAAUGUAUAUUAGUUGAAUUGUGUAUAAUUGUAAUCAUUCACAUUUGUCCUCAACUCUUGGAACUGAUACGGUUUAGCCAACAUGUAAGUAUCGACAAGUAAUCAUUUUUGAUUUUUGGUCGGGUUGUAUAACUUUGUAUAUUAUAUUAAGAGAUAAAACUAUUAAUAUGUAUUCAAUGAGUACUUUCUUUUGAAUCAUUGUUGUUUUGGAAAAAAUAUGUAAAACAGAUAUGUAAAUUACAUUUAACCUUGCUACAGCAUAGUUAACAUUGUGUUUUUCUUUCACAUUUAACAAAGGCAAAAAAAUUCGAUUCAUUUUACAACGAAAAAUAACUAUCGUGUUUCAAUAUAAUAAUAUGAAUUGUACACGAAAUUAUCUUGAUGAAUAAUAGACUUUCAAGUAUAUCAAUCCACAAUCUCUGAUUUUUCAUGUCCAAGUGGUUAGAUAUGCCCAUCUCCUUUGAGUGGAAGCGAAGUUCAUAGGUAGUGUCUGAAUCUGAAAAAGACGAAUGAAUAUGUGGUUCCUGGAAUAUACCAUCUUAUUUUUGGAAUGCAGUUUUUGAUAUAAUUUUAUUGAAGACUAUGAACUCUCAA